This is a messenger RNA of Scylla paramamosain (green mud crab), 1599 nucleotides long. RefSeq names its product pleckstrin homology domain-containing family A member 3-like. Gene Ontology annotation, biological process: retrograde transport, endosome to Golgi; receptor recycling; endosome organization. Lineage: Eukaryota; Metazoa; Arthropoda; Malacostraca; Decapoda; Portunidae. Gene Ontology annotation, cellular component: trans-Golgi network; early endosome; recycling endosome. The record is from RefSeq and is a predicted model, not a curated record. The coding region runs from base 117 to 857 and encodes 246 amino acids. The transcript has 8 exons.
UAUCAUGUGUUGUUUAGAUAAAAUUUUUCGUCAGAUUUACGUAGCACUGACCUUCGAGAUCCAAGACCGUCUAGGUAGGAUGGCGGCGGGCAGCUGCCAGCUGGACCUUCGUAGUCAUGGAAGGAAUACUUUUUAAAUGGACCAAUUACUGGAACGGAUGGCAACCAAGAUGGUUUGUAUUGGAUAAGGGUGUGUUGGCAUAUUACAAGUCGCAGGAGGAAGUUAACCAGGGCAGUAAAGGAUCAGUAAAGCUCUCAGCAUGUGAAAUCUUGGUUCAUCCUACUGACACAUUGAGAAUUGACAUUGUCAUUCCUUAUGAGCAGCGGUUUUACCUGAAGGCACCGUCAUCCCAUGAGCGUCACGCUUGGCUUGUGGCUCUUGGUAGUGCAAAAGCAGGAAUUCCUCCAGCAAUACCUCAGCCUAAAGUUGAAAAAGAGCCAGAGGCAGAUGUUGUGAAAGCAAAGAAGUCUGAACUUCGUCUGACAUGUGACCUUCUAAUGAAACAAGUGUACAAUGUCAAGACUGCAGCAAACAACCCAGAUGGACCUGAUCUAGAGAAAUUAGAUGAAUCGACAACAUUGUUGUCAGCAACCUGUGAUACCUUCAUCCAGACACUGGAGGAGUGUAUGAAGCUGUCCAACACUUCUCCAACCCCACAGCUCUCUGGAGAGACCCUGAUUGCCCCCAUCACUCUCCUAAAGGAAAGAAAAACCUCCAGCAGUUCCACACCAAUUGUGACAAGACAGAAUUCCACUGAAAGUAUUGAAGAGAUGAUGACCCUUAAGGCUGAAAAGGCCAAUAGUGGAAACCCAGCUGGACCAAUGGCAAGACUUUCCUUCCACAUCCAGUCAAUAUGAUGAGGAAAGAUGUAGCCUGAAGGGCUUCGCUCAUUCAGCGGCACAAAAAAAGAUACAUGGGGCUUUAUUACUAAGAAGGUAAAUGAGACACACCAGCAACAGAAGACGGGAAGACCCAAGGUCAUCAUUGCUGCAGAGCUGCAUUUCCCAUUGGCUAAAUAACUGAGGACUGAAUAAUUGACCAUGUGAAUGCCACCUUCAGGUAGAGUAUGAUCUUUUUGUACGGCCACAUUGUUUUGCAUUGUAACUUACUACUGAUUGAAGAAAAAUAUUUUGUUUGUCACCCAAUGCAAAUCAUAUUAAUGUAUGAUUACACAUAAUAUACUUUAAUGAUUAUAAAUAAAAUGUAAUGACUUAAAGAUCAAAUUCUCCAAAAAAAAUGUCUUAAUUACAGUAUAUAUUUACAAGAGAUGGAUCAAAUGAUAUAUAAUGUCUCUAGUGGUGAAGCCUUUAACUAGUCUUGGAAUACUUAGGGAAGGUUAAAUGUAGGUUGGCAUUUGUCUUGUGUAAUACCAUGGAAAGUAUCUGUGCAGUAUUUCAUAUGUAUGUAGUUUUAAAAUGUAUAUUUGUUUGAAUAUGUUUUAUAAAUCUUAAAUAUUUAUAUACUGAACUAUAUGUAUAAUUGUAUAUGAAACCAGGGAUAUGUAUAUUUUCUUCCAAGAGUCAUUACAAUAAAAUUAAGUAAGAAUGACUGUGCAGAUAGGAAAUGAUACAUAUGAAAUUUUCCAUAAAGAUCUGCAAA